Molecule: messenger RNA, 3152 nt
Organism: Petromyzon marinus (sea lamprey)
Lineage: Eukaryota; Metazoa; Chordata; Hyperoartia; Petromyzontiformes; Petromyzontidae
Gene: RAD51B
Product: RAD51 paralog B
Biological process (GO): double-strand break repair via homologous recombination
Cellular component (GO): replication fork; Rad51B-Rad51C-Rad51D-XRCC2 complex
Molecular function (GO): ATP binding; ATP hydrolysis activity; ATP-dependent DNA damage sensor activity
Source: RefSeq, a predicted model, not a curated record
GCUUCGUCGGUGACGUCACGCGGCGGUCUCGUUUACCGCCCGAAAUUCCACCCCCCACCCCCUCCACACCUCGCCUCAGAAACUCUGCCCCAACGCGGUAAUCGCCUCUACGAUUUAUAUGCUGCAAUUAACUUGCACACCGUGAGCGCGCGAAUUAAACGCAUCCACGUCGAAACACAAAGCGCCCAGGUGUUGUGUUGUGGGCGCCCGCGUUACGAUUGACCGCUCACGUGCGGCGGAAGUUUCCUCAUAAGAGAGAAACGCCAAUGGGCCCGCGUCGGGAAUCUUGAGGCGAGGGAGGAGGAUGUUCGUCUCCUUCACGAUCGACGAAAUGACAAGGGACGGAUAACAAACACCAAGGCAACAUGAAUUAACAUGACGGACGCAGGAACUUGUGAUGUUAUGACCCAGCGACCAUGUCGUGGAAGAAGCUGCGGAGAACCGGCGUGCCCGCGGAUGUGUGCGAGCGACUGUCCAAGCACAACAUCCACACAUGCCAGGACUUCUUGUCACUGUCCUCGGUGGAGCUGCUGCGCGUCACGGGCAAGAGCUAUGCCACGGUGCGGCAGCUCGCGAGGGUCGUGAGCCGGGCCUGCGCACCCCGCGUGAUUACCGCAUUGGAGAUGAGGGAUAGACCCAUGGCUGCAUUCUUUGCCACAUCCCUUCCUGCACUUGACAGGGAUUUACAAGGAGGCAUUCCCUGUGGCUCAAUCACUGAGGUCGCUGGCCCAUCCGGCUGUGGAAAAACGCAGUUCUGUAUGAUGCUGAGUGCUCUGGCUACAUUGCCAGCAUCCCUGGGUGGACUGGACGGGGGAGUCAUCUACAUCGACACUGAGUCGGCCUUCUCCGCAGAGAGGUUAGUGGAGAUUGCUCGAGGUCGUCACCCAGAGUAUUUCUGCACAGAUGAGCACGUCAUUGCCAUGACCAACCGUGUGCACAUAUACAGAGAGCUCACUACGCAGAGCGUCCUGAGCAGGCUGGAGAGUCUUGAAGAGGAGCUCAUAGCCAAGCGCGUACGUCUGUUGGUGCUGGACUCUGUUGCCUCGGUCCUGCGCAAGGAGAUCGACUUGCGGUUUCUUGCGGGGGUCGCUGAGCGAUCCGAGCUCCUCUCCCAUCAGGCUGCCUUGCUCAAGUAUCUUGCACAGGAGUUUUCUCUGCCGGUGGUGCUCACCAAUCAGAUUACAACGCGGUUCAAAGGUCGAGCUGGCUCUCAUGCAGUGAAUGAAGCUGGCGAGAAGGAGAUGUCUGGCGAUGGCUAUGUGACUGCAGCCCUGGGCAACACGUGGAGUCACUGUGUGAACACUCGACUCAUCAUGCAAUACCUGGACGAGCGGCGCCGGCAGAUUUUGAUAGUGAAAUCACCCCUGGCUUCCUAUUCUGGAUUUGUUUUCUCCAUUCAAGGCUCGGGACUUGUGUUGGAAGAUUCUGCGGAUGUCCCAACGGAUGCUUUGGAAGGAACCGAUCCAAGUCUCCAGCCAAUCAGAGUGCGCACCUCACUGGACUGUUGCUAUGACAUCUGACUAGCUUGAGCAGAACGAUGGAGACGGACGCCCUGCAGCACGAGGACACUGAUGGAGAUGGCUUGGAGCAUAGAGUUCAAUUUGAUCAAUUCUCAUCCUGGCUGGUAACUCUGUGAGGUGUCUGUCCCUAAGUAAUAUCACAAGUGAAAGUCAUUUUUAUUAGUAGGGAGUAAAUUAACACCUGAAAUAACUUAGUCAUCAUUAAAGUAUUGCUUUGUUAGUCUAGCAGUUUGGGGGCUGUAUUGCAGCGCUUAUUCAAAUACCAUACAUUGCUAAUAGGAUACAUUAUGACCAAUUACCAUUAUGCAUUGUGAUGGUGUGGCCUUAUUGGGCCAACUGUUAAUGCCCCUUGCUCGUACUUGACUUUAAAAAAGAACACCUUUACAGAAAUAGCACAAUCAUAGUUUUCUUUGUAAUUAACGAACAUACGCGAGAGAUGAUAUCGUCUCAAUGGACUGCUGUUUAGACACCAAGUGCCUCAGUAUGUUUACUCUCCACUCCCGCACGAUGAUCCCCCCAUGUGAAAACUGAUCGGGACACUGUUUUGGUAAAAAAAAAACUUUAUAUUAAAAAGACGUUUGGCAGAUGUUCACAGUGGAUGUGUCACUUCUGACUAGCUCAAGAGUAGUGUCACGAUUUGAAAUUGUUACAAAUAUAUUCAACAGAUUCAACAUUACAUCGUCCCAAGCCUGUAAGCGGCCAGCAAUCAAAGGGACAAAAUUAACCAAAAUAUGACUGUAACUGUUACCGCACACAACAUGUGCGCAAGGUCAGAAGGCACCUCUUGAUUGCCCCACUGUGGAUGUGACCUUUCAUAAUUCCGUAAGCCUGCCUUUGGAAACCACAUUCCCAUAGUAACAAAUCAGCGUGCACAUUCCCGUAAGCUGGCCCGCCGAAAGAUCAGGAGCUGUCAGUUUCAAGUAAAUGAUAACAUGAUACUGUAGAAUUACGGGAACGAGUUGUCAAGUCACUCUGCAGCUCGCACAAGCGUGGCCUCUCCCUAGAAGCCAUCGUCUCGUGCGGUUUAGGCUGCCAAUCGCUCUCACUCCAAAUAUAGUUAAUUGCAAACGCGGGUCUUAGCUCACGUCAGUGACGUCUUUGUUAAAAUAACACCCUUUGGCAAGUGUGACUGUUGCAGAUGCCAAUCCAUGUGCUACCCUGAAUUUUAAUUCCAGCUCAGUCGGCCAUACAAUUUUAUAAUGCAAGCUUGGUCCAUGUCUGCAGGAGAUGACCAGUUCCAAAACACCUAUGCCUUGGUUUCCAUGUAGACGUUUCCUGCCUCUGCGGACUCACGGAUGAUCUAAUGGUGGUCAGGGCCCGGUAUGCGCGAGAGGAGAAUGACUUCACACUAGCGCUACACAUGACUAACCGUGACCUGUCACGCCCGAUGCAUGUGCGGGGUUGGCUUAUGAGAAUGGUAGGCGAGGUGCGAACAGAAUACAGGUGUGAAAUAACACCCUUAUGAGCAUUUGUCCUCUCAAGGUAUGCAAUGGCACAGAGCACCAUGCAAUGCAUAUUCAUUGUUCAACUAUAGGAACUGCAAGGCACUUAGAUAAAAGCAUUUUAUGACCCGAUAAUAGAAUAUUGGGGCCGCUGAUGUUUGAAUAAAAUUGUCACCGAGUUUUUUGUUUA